Messenger RNA from Diorhabda carinulata, 1149 nucleotides. RefSeq lists its product as uncharacterized. The record is from RefSeq and is a predicted model, not a curated record. NCBI's taxonomy places the organism in Eukaryota, Metazoa, Arthropoda, Insecta, Coleoptera, Chrysomelidae. The transcript has 3 exons. The coding region runs from base 333 to 770 and encodes 145 amino acids.
AACAUAACUAAUCAAUAAAAUAAUCCAAUCACAAGUUAAAAAAACGUUUUACCUUUAGUUGAUACUGAACUAUUACGGAAAAUGGUUGUUUAUACCUUAUCUUAUCAUCUACAUAAAAUACGACAAGAUCUGAUUUAGUUGAAUUUGAGGGCAAGCAUCGGGUGUAAUUUUAUCUCAUGCUAAAUAUUCAAUUUGGCGUAUGUUAAUGUUUACAAUGAAGGUAAUAAAUACUUUUGGUGGGACGAUUUAACGAUGAAAUUAAGUUUCUGGUUUCUUAUUUUAUGAGUUGAUCCAUUGACCUGUGAUACAAGAGAACGUUGUGGAUCUAGAAAAUGUCUGUAGAAAAAGAGAAUUUCAAUGUUAAUUCAGUAAAUGCUAAAUCAAUGCACCACCGUCACAGCUUACAACACAAUCGUUCUGAAGAAGCGCAAAGUAACUUUCGACAUACUCAAUCAUACCGGUAUGACCAAGAAGGAAAGAAAAAAUUAAAAAAAGCAAUAAUACUUUCACCAGUUAUAUUAGAAUCGUCAGAGAAUGAGAGCGAAGAUAAAUCUUCUUCGAAAAAACCUGUUCCAAAACCAGAAAGAAAAAUAGAACAAUUUAUUUUAGAAAAUGAGAAAAGAAGUAGUAGAUCUUCGAAAAAAAGUGAUAAAUCUAUUUAUACGUUUGAUAACGCUGCUUUUGAAGGAAAUUUAGAUAAGAGGAGUAUUUCUAGUAGAGCAGGAUCUUCUAGGCAACCUAGCGUUCAAAGUUUAGAUAUGCAGCUGUGAAAUGUUGAAAAUAGUUUAAGAAGAUGAGGUUACGUGGAAAACUCAAGUGUACAUGUAGUUUGCACGUUUUAAAACUAGCUGGAUGUCGAUUGAUGACAAACCUGGUUGUGGACGCCCAUCGACUGUCCAAAUUAACGAAAAUGUAGAUUAUCUUGAGCUCUGACUGAGCAAAAAAGAUUUGCGGUGUUGUUCCUCCAGGUCAAAACGUCAAACAUUUUAUUUGAAAGUUUGUGUCAAAGAAGAUCCGAUUUGUGGCAAACAAAAAGCUAGGAAGAAAUUAUUUGCCAUUUACAAAAAAUUUGGAACAGUCGAAGUACAAGUAGGUUGAAUGUAUUAUUUGUAAUGGAUAAUACUUUGAAUUUAAAUAUUUUUUUCAAAA